GUGUUUUUCAGAUAGAGGAUGAACUUACUGACACUACUGACAUUUUGCGUCAUACUGGUGCUAACAUUGGCUAAACCUGUUGAGCACAAAGAUGGCCAGGAAGGUCCAAAACCAGAAAUCGUGUUGAAAUGCAAAGUAGGACCGAACCACAAAUGUGAAGAUGGGAAGCAUGACCGCUAUGGACGGCCCAUCAUCGAAGUGCGCUCAAAGACGAAGAGGAUAUUCAGAGUGUAUCCUAAGCAGGAGAAGGAACUGAAAUGGAAGCCGGAGAAGGUACCUGAACUGCCUACAACUGCUCCAACCGAGAUGCCAUUAGCGGCUCCGCCUGAACCUACGGUGGCACCAACUGAGGCACCUACAGUACCUCCAACUGAAGCACCUACCCUACCUCCAACUGAAGCACCUACCCUACCUCCAACUGAAGCACCUACCCUACCUCCAACUGAAGCACCUACCCUACCUCCAACUGAAGCACCUACCCUACCUCCAACUGAAGCACCUAUGUUGGCUCCAACCGGGGCACCACUAGUCGUACUGCCCACGCUCCCAUCGACUACUACGAUGAAGUAUAUACUCAACCAUGAGGCAGUUAAGGAACAUAUUGUUAAGCCUAAGCCACCAAAGAAGCCAGUUAAGGAGACCAAAAAGUCGACGUAUGUUCUAAACGAGAAGGCAGCUGAGAAGUACUGGGCUACUGCCAAAUUCGAGACAACGGCAGCUCCUCUUCCACCGCCUACGACAGCAGCUCCAGUCGUGGAAGAAGUUGCACGCAUUGAGCCUGUUGUAGAGGUAGUGCCAGUGAAAGAACCUAAACCGAAGGUACCACCUCCACAGAAGCCGAAGGAGAAAGCGUGGAAGUACGUUCACAACGAAGAAGCGGCAAAGAAAUACUGGGCCACCGCCAAGUUCGAAAGAACUACUGCGGCACCGUUACCUGCUUCUCAACCAGUCAUAGAAGCAGCUCCACCAGCACCAGUCCCAGAAUUAGUAGUGAAGGAGCAGCCAGUGAAGGAAGUCGUGACAGAAUAUGUGGUGAAAGAAGUCGAGACGACACCAGUUCCGCCUCCACAAGAACUUGUAAUGGAAGUGCCAGUCGCAAAAGCUGAACCCGUCGUCGUCGUGGAAAAAGUGGUAGAAGUCAAGCCUAAGAAGCCUCUGAUUGAGAAGCCACCGAAGAAGGAAGCUAGGAAGGAAGAACUGAAAGAAGAUGCGGGUAAGAUGUACUGGAAGAAAAUCAAAGAAGUGACCACUGCCGUUCCAAUACCUGUUCCGGAACAAGCACCAAUAGAAAAAGUUGAAAUUCCCAAGCCUGUGACGCCUGGCUAUGUCUUGAACGAGGAUGCAGCGCGUGCUUAUUGGGCUACAGCUAAGAUCGAAAAAACUGCGGCUCCACUUCCAGCAAAAGCGCAGCCUAUCCCGAACGAAAUCGUAAAAGAGCCGAUUGUUCCCAAAAAAGAAAGUUACGUGCUCAACGAAGAAGCCGCAAAGGCUUAUUGGACUACAGCUGCCCCACCACAUCCAGUAAAGCCAGCACCAGAGGAGACCCCGAUUGCUCUUGAUGAGCCAGCUGAAGAAAAGCUUCCAUGCAAACCCAAGCCUUGCAGGAUGAAGCAUUGCAAACCAGACCCUUGUGAACUUUAUCUCAGAAAAUUGAGGAAGAUGAAGCACGCGAAAUGUCACUCUCACCAUUGUUAGUAAGAAUCACUUCUAUCUCAUACUUGAUUGUUUUAACCAUUUCCCUACACUUAGCGAAUACUAACGAUCUCAUGGUGU
This is a messenger RNA of Cylicocyclus nassatus, 1773 nucleotides long. Lineage: Eukaryota; Metazoa; Nematoda; Chromadorea; Rhabditida; Strongylidae. The record is from the annotation of a GenBank genome assembly.